GGCCAUGGCCGGCCUGGGCCCCGGCGGGGGCGACUCAGAGGGGGGACCCCGGCCCCUGUUUUGCAGAAAGGGGGCUCUGAGGCAGAAGGUGGUGCACGAAGUCAAGAGCCACAAGUUCACCGCUCGCUUCUUCAAGCAGCCGACCUUCUGCAGCCACUGCACGGACUUCAUCUGGGGCAUAGGAAAGCAGGGCUUGCAAUGUCAAGUCUGCAGCUUUGUGGUUCACCGGCGAUGCCACGAAUUUGUGACCUUCGAGUGUCCAGGCGCUGGGAAGGGCCCCCAGACGGACGACCCCCGGAACAAGCACAAGUUCCGUCUGCACAGCUACAGCAGCCCCACCUUCUGCGACCACUGUGGCUCCCUGCUGUAUGGGCUGGUGCAUCAGGGCAUGAAGUGCUCCUGCUGCGAGAUGAACGUGCACCGUCGCUGCGUGCGCAGUGUGCCCUCGCUGUGCGGUGUAGACCACACGGAGCGGCGCGGCCGUCUACAGCUGGAAAUCCGGGCGCCCACCUCGGAUGAGAUCCAUAUCACAGUUGGUGAAGCCCGCAACCUCAUUCCAAUGGACCCCAAUGGUCUGUCGGAUCCCUAUGUGAAAUUGAAGCUCAUCCCGGACCCUCGAAACCUAACGAAGCAGAAGACCCGGACGGUGAAAGCCACGCUGAACCCCGUGUGGAACGAGACCUUCGUGUUUAACCUGAAGCCGGGAGAUGUGGAGCGCCGUCUCAGCGUGGAGGUGUGGGACUGGGACCGCACUUCCCGCAACGACUUCAUGGGGGCCAUGUCCUUCGGGGUGUCGGAGCUGCUCAAGGCGCCGGUGGAUGGCUGGUACAAACUUCUGAACCAGGAGGAGGGGGAGUAUUACAAUGUCCCGGUGGCUGAUGCUGACAACUGCAGCCUCCUCCAGAAGUUUGAGGCCUGUAACUACCCCCUGGAACUCUACGAGCGGGUGCGGAUGGGCCCCUCGUCCUCCCCCAUUCCCUCUCCGUCCCCCAGCCCUACCGACUCCAAGCGCUGCUUCUUCGGAGUGAGCCCAGGACGUCUGCACAUCUCGGACUUCAGCUUCCUCAUGGUUCUGGGGAAAGGCAGUUUUGGGAAGGUGAUGCUGGCCGAGCGCAGGGGUUCGGACGAGCUGUACGCCAUCAAGAUCCUGAAGAAGGACGUGAUAGUCCAGGACGAUGACGUGGACUGCACGCUGGUGGAGAAACGCGUGCUGGCCCUGGGCGGCCGAGGCCCAGGCGGACGGCCCCACUUCCUCACCCAGCUGCACUCCACCUUCCAGACCCAGGAUCGCCUGUAUUUCGUGAUGGAGUAUGUGACUGGGGGCGACUUGAUGUACCACAUCCAGCAGCUGGGCAAAUUUAAGGAGCCCCAUGCAGCGUUUUACGCAGCAGAAAUCGCCAUUGGCCUCUUCUUCCUUCACAAUCAGGGCAUCAUCUACAGAGACCUGAAACUGGACAACGUAAUGUUGGACGCUGAAGGCCACAUCAAAAUCACUGACUUUGGCAUGUGCAAAGAGAACAUCUUCCCAGGGACCACCACCCGCACCUUCUGUGGGACCCCGGACUACAUAGCCCCAGAGAUUAUUGCCUAUCAGCCGUAUGGGAAGUCAGUGGACUGGUGGUCCUUUGGGGUUCUCCUGUAUGAGAUGUUGGCAGGACAGCCCCCCUUUGACGGGGAGGAUGAAGAGGAGCUAUUUCAGGCCAUCAUGGAACAGACAGUCACCUACCCCAAGUCGCUUUCCCGGGAAGCUGUGGCCAUCUGCAAGGGGUUCCUGACCAAGCACCCGGGGAAGCGUCUGGGCUCUGGGCCAGACGGGGAGCCCACCAUCCGAGCUCAUGGGUUUUUCCGCUGGAUUGACUGGGACCGUCUGGAGAGACUAGAGAUAGCUCCUCCGUUCAGACCUCGCCCGUGUGGCCGCAGCGGAGAAAACUUUGAUAAGUUCUUCACGCGGGCGGCGCCAGCGCUUACCCCACCGGACCGCCUGGUCCUGGCCAGCAUCGACCAGGCCGACUUCCAGGGCUUCACCUACGUGAACCCAGACUUCGUGCACCCAGACGCGCGCAGCCCUUCCAGCCCCGUCCCGGUGCAAGUCAUGUAAUGCUGCCUGCUGCCACCAGGUGUC
Elephantulus edwardii (Cape elephant shrew) is the source of this 2122-nucleotide messenger RNA. RefSeq names its product protein kinase C, gamma (gene PRKCG). Gene Ontology annotation, biological process: protein phosphorylation. Bases 5 to 2098 code for a protein of 697 amino acids. Lineage: Eukaryota; Metazoa; Chordata; Mammalia; Macroscelidea; Macroscelididae. The record is from RefSeq and is a predicted model, not a curated record. The transcript is spliced from 18 exons. Gene Ontology annotation, molecular function: ATP binding; diacylglycerol-dependent serine/threonine kinase activity; zinc ion binding.